UUCUGCUUUUAUAUCCUUUCUUUAAAUUCUUUAUUAUCAUUCUAGCAACAGUAUUAUUUUAAUGAUUUUAUAGCUUAUAGUAACACACUUUGUGGAGGCUUAACAUCCAGCACCUAUUCAAGUAUGCUGGUCUGGAUAUUGAUAAUCUUCAGAACUUGGAGUGCUGCUUGUUUGUUCUAUUCCCAUAUUUCUCGUUAUGAAGCACUACUCUUUCUCAAAUUCUCAAAUUUGUCAGACAAAUCUCAGAAAUUUGUAUCUGCAUUUUUCCAUUUAAUUGCAUCAUUGGCCGAGACUUUCAUAUUUAUAUAUAUGGGAUUUGACAUUGCCAUGGAACAGUACAGCUGGCCUUCACAUAGGAAAAUAUCAAUGAAGCAUCAGAAAGCACUUUGGUAUAGUGGGCUUCGAGGGGCCAUGGCAUUUGCGCUUGCUCUGCAGUCGGUUCAUGAUCUUCCAGAGGGUCACGGUCAGACUAUAUUCGCUGCGACAACUGCAAUUGUUGUUCUAACGGUUAACUGCCUUACCCCAUUUUUUACAUAUCCCAAAGUGGCGAAGAUGAUGACCACGAUGAUAUUUUCAGCGACAAUGGGAGAGCAAGUUAUCGAUGAUCACAGACACGAGGCUGAUAAUAGUAGGCAAUUUUACUCAUCGUCCAUGACAGAUCGACUUCAAUAGUGGUUUAUCGAGUUGUGACAUGUGAAGAUGGAGAUCGGACUGCUUAAUGACACACAAACAUUGUAUCUUUGUUAGAAGUAUACUGCCAUAGGAUUGUAGAUUAGUCACAAAUUAGGGGUAGGACUGCUUCAUCAUUUGACGC
Salvia splendens (bonfire salvia) is the source of this 814-nucleotide messenger RNA. RefSeq names its product sodium/hydrogen exchanger 6. Lineage: Eukaryota; Viridiplantae; Streptophyta; Magnoliopsida; Lamiales; Lamiaceae. Gene Ontology annotation, biological process: sodium ion import across plasma membrane; potassium ion transmembrane transport; proton transmembrane transport. The record is from RefSeq and is a predicted model, not a curated record. The transcript is spliced from 8 exons. Gene Ontology annotation, molecular function: sodium:proton antiporter activity; potassium:proton antiporter activity. Gene Ontology annotation, cellular component: endosome; plasma membrane. The coding region runs from base 124 to 672 and encodes 182 amino acids.